Chara braunii is the source of this 3265-nucleotide messenger RNA. The record is from the annotation of a GenBank genome assembly. NCBI's taxonomy places the organism in Eukaryota, Viridiplantae, Streptophyta, Charophyceae, Charales, Characeae.
CUCAAAAUGAAGUGGGAUUGAUACCCUCCCCACUUCAUGACAAGGCCAAGGCUAAUGACCCCUUAGUCACCCCGCAGACACAAUUAGACCAAACUAUGCUCUGUACGUUAGAUGUGUCUGAAGCCUUAGAAGACUCAGAGAAUGAGUGGUCAAACAAGGACCCUCGUGAGUCUUGGGUGGCACUAAGGAAAGGUCCUAGAGGGGAACAUUUCAUGGUGGAAGUCGAUGUAGGAGGCCGCAAAUGUGGUGCCUUCAGAGACAUAGGCUCCACGCGUAAUUACAUAAGUUGCGACUGUUUGGAAAGGCUGCACCUACAGGACCGGGUACGGCACCUUAGUAGACCAGUAGCAUCUACUUUGGCCAACAAGGAGCGCAUGAUUGUAACGUACUACAUCAAGGACGUAGUCUGUACCUUCUCCUAUGGAGGAGGAGAGCUUCACCAUAAGAUCUCGUUCUUGGUUAGCGACGACAUACCAUUUGACAUGUUGUUAGGCAUGUACUACCUCAAAGUUGCUAGGCCCCAGUUCGACGAGGAUAAGAAGGUGCUCAAGCAUAAGUUGCCCGAUGGCCGAACUGUCAGGUUGACUAAGUUCAAAGCCAACAGUAUUGUAGAUACCUAUGGCUGCUUGUGUGCAUCGGUGUUCUAUAAUUACGACAAGCAAAACCAAGAGGAGGGUAUGUACCUUGUUUAUGUCUCUGAGAAGGGGGAGGCCGUUAGAACACCCCCAGAGAUAGAACGCAUUGUUGCUAAGUUCCCUGAUCUGUUCGAGGAGCCCACAGGAGUUGUUGAAAGGAAAGUCGUCCACGCUAUAAAAAUCAUUCCAGGGAGUAAGACCCCAAGGGGAAGGAUCUAUAGGAUGGCCCCCGCCGAGUUAGAUGAACUUCCGAAACAGCUUAAGGAGCUGACAGAGAAGGGUUGGAUUCUGCCUAGUACUUCCCCUUACGGAUCACCCGUUUUGUUCGUACCUAAGAAGGGGGGUACCUUGAGGAUGUGCAUUGAUUAUAGAGGCCUCAAUGCCAUCACUGUGAAAAAUGCAGAGCCUCUACCGCGCAUAGACAACCUAUUGGAUAGGGUGCAGGGAUGCAAAUACUAUAGCAAGAUAGACUUGAAAUCCGGAUAUCACCACAUCGCAAUAAGACCUAAGGACCAACAUAAGACAACUUUUCAGACUCGUUAUGGUCUGUAUGAGUUUGUAGUGAUGCCCUUUGGUCUUUGCAAUGCGCCGGGUACAUUUCAGCACGCUAUGAAUCGGAUCUUCCAUGACCAUUUAGAUAAGUUUGUCGUGGUCUACCUAGACGACAUUCUGAUCUUUAGUAAGUCUGCCGAGGAGCAUGCAMARCAUGUUGAGACRGUWCUYUCACUMSUUCGACAYCACAAGUAUAAGGUCAACWUAGAGAAGUGUGAAUUCGAUCGCACUAAGAUACUAUACUUGGGUCAUGAAGUAUCCGCGGAGGGAAUUAGGCCGGAAGAUGCGAAGGUGGCUAGUAUUCCAGAUUGGCCACGGCCUCAAACAGUCACUGAGGUCAGAUCAUUCUUAGGAAUGUGCGGCUACUAUAGAAACUUCGUUAAGAACUAUUCUACAGUCGCCUCUCCUUUGACUGAUCUAACUCGACUUGACACACCGUGGGACUGGAGUGAUGAGUGCGAGGGUGCUUUCAAGAGAUUGAAGCAUGCACUCAUGAAUCAUGAAGUUCUCAUGGUUCCCAAUCCGCACAAGACAUUCAUAGUAACCACUGACGCAAGCCAAUACGACAUUGGCGCAGUGCUGGCUCAGCAGGAUGGGAAAAAGUUGAGACCGAUUGACUACAUAAGUAAGAAGAUGCCAUCAAAGAAGUUGGCUAAGUCCACCUACGAAAGGGAACUCUAUGCUCUCUACAAGGCACUUGUCCAUUGGAGACACUUCCUUUUGGGAAGAAUGUUAGAUGACGCAAAGAAGUAUGUCGAGACCUGUCAGGUCUGUCAGCGGGACAAGCCGCGAACUCAAGCACCACUUGGGUUGUUGAAGCCUUUACCUAUUCCUGAUGGUCCAGGAUUGAGUGUUUCCAUGGAUUUCAUGGACACCCUAGUGACCAGCAAGAGUGGUAAGAGGCACAUUUUCGUCAUCAUCGACCGAUUCACCAAGUACGCUAGACUAAUACCAAUGCCGGAGACAGCCAGGAUAGAAUACGUCGUCAAGUUGUUCAAGGACAACUGGGUAAGGGACUUUGAUUUACCAAAGACCAUCAUUAGUGACCGAGACGUCCGAUUCACAAGUGAGCUGUGGAAGAAGACUGCGGAACAGAUGGGCAGUCAACUUCAGAUGACUUCAGGGAAUCAUCCCGAAGCCAACGGACAGGCCGAACAAAUGAAUAGAGUUAUACAGCACUUGCUGAGGCAUUACAUCAAGCCCAGCCAGGAUGACUGGGAUGAGCAGUUACCUCUCAUCGCCAGCCUGUACAACAAUGAUAUACAUAAUAGUACCGGCGCUAGUCCUAACCAGCUGCACUUAGGAUGGAAGCCUAGAUCAGCACUAGACUUCCUCCAACCUGAAAACCGACCUGCUGCAACUCCAGGCACACUUGAAUACGGUGUGCAAUAUGAGAAGUUGCUGCAAGAGGCUGUUGAACAUAUGAAGAAAGCUCGGCAAGCCAUGAUUGCUUCUGAGAAUCAACAUCGCAGACAGUCCACAUUUCAAGUAGGGGAACGUGUUUGGGUCAAGGCUAGUGAGUUAGGACAGGAGUUCGGAAUAUCUCGCAAACUAAUGCCUCAGUACUUUGGUCCUUGGGAAGUCUUGGAUGUAGUGGGAGAUGAGUUGGAUGGUCCCACAUAUGUCAUUCGUGUCCCUGGACACCUACGCACUCACCCAGUCUUUCAUGCCUCAAAGCUUGCACCUUUCGCUGAGACUGAUCAAUUCCCUUCCAGGAGAUCGAUGCUGCCCCCAACCAUGGAUGGACAAGUCGAUAUCGAUGACAUUGUGGAUCACAGGGAUAUGCCUGUUCAGAUGCCGCUGGGUCGAGGAAGACCUCCUAAACCCAAGAGAGAGUACCGGAUCAGAUUCAGGCAUCAUACGGAUCCAAAAGAAGAUCGGUGGUUUAACCGGGAGGAACUGAUGGAAACAGCUCCUGAGGUGGUGGCAGAUUAUGAACGAAAGUUAAAAGGGAAGGCACCUGCGAAGUAAGCAUCUCAGCGGACUUUCGAAGCUAAGGGGGAUGGAAUGUGAGGAAUGAGCCCUCAAGAAGGGGCCUUGCCAUGAAGUACAUGUUCUGGGCUAAGGCCCCCAGCAAG